Molecule: messenger RNA, 4218 nt
Organism: Macrobrachium nipponense
Lineage: Eukaryota; Metazoa; Arthropoda; Malacostraca; Decapoda; Palaemonidae
Product: hydroxylysine kinase-like
Exons: 7
Coding region: 197-1375 (392 amino acids)
Molecular function (GO): amino acid kinase activity
Source: RefSeq, a predicted model, not a curated record
GAGGCCCUAGUAGAAUUAAAGCCUUGAACUGUAAUAAAUAAAGUUAAAAUGAGAGAGGAGGAGGAGGUCGAGUAUCCUGCCUGACAAUUGGAGUUCCUUCCUGAAUCCUGGCUGACCGGACUUGAUCCUUCAAGUCUCAUCUGGACUUGAAGUAGGGCGGACUCAAGACGGACUUGUGCCAGUUUUCGCAGAAACAAUGGCUGCAGCUGCACAGACCAAUUCAGAGGGUGUUUUAAAGCCAGGCCAACUAAUACGUCCAAUUGUGAACACCAGCGAGGUGCCUGCUCUGGUAUCAAGACUCUAUGGUCUUACAGUUACGUCUGUUAAGGAACUCAACAGCUAUGAUGACAAGAACUUUUAUAUACAGGUCGCUGGUCCAUCACAAAAUCCCCACAUUACCGACUUAUGGUCCCAUGGAUAUACCCUCAAGAUUCUCAACUCGAUGGACACAAAAAACGAGAAGCUGGUGGAUGCUCAGAAUCAGAUGAUGCUUUUCCUACACAGCAAGGGCUUCAAUGUUCCGAAGCCACAGAAGAAUGUGUUUGGUUUGUACAUGAAGGCUGAAAAAUUGACUCCACCACCACCUGAUGACUUCCUCACGAAUAACAUGAGUGAAGACCAAAGUCAGGAAUAUAUGGUUCGUCUCUUAACCUUCCUACCCGGGAAGAUCCUUCAUCAGGUGGAAUAUACUGCGGAAUUAUUUUAUGAAUGUGGCAUCUAUGUAGGGAAGAUUGACAAGGAGUUGAAGAAUUUCCAAAAUGAAACUUUAUUGUCAAGAAAGUCAAUUUGGAAGCUGGAAAGCACGCCAGAAUUGAGGAACUUUGUUUUUGCUGUGAAAGAUGAGGGUCGUCACAAGAUGAUAACGGAGAUUCUUGAGGCUUGGGAUAUGAACGUUGCCCCAGUCAUUCCUAAGCUGGAGAAAGGUAUGAUCCAUGGAGACCUGAAUGAGCAAAACAUCAUUGUGCAGCCAGAUGCCAGCGACAGCGAAAAGUACCACAUCAGUGGUUUGAUCGACUUUGGGGACAUCCAGUUCUCUUGCUUUGUUUUUGAAAUUGCCAUUGCUAUCAUGUACAUGAUGAUAGAAGUUAAUGUCAUGGAGCCCAAUGAUGCUGGAGGGCACGUACUGGCAGGCUACCUGACUGAGCGAGAUCUCACGGAAACAGAAUGGGGUAUUUUGAAGGAAUGUGUAGCAGCUCGUUUUGCCCAAAGUCUGACCAUGGGUGCCUACAGCAUUCAGCAAGACCCAGGAAAUGAGUAUUUGGUCGUGACAGCAGCCAAAGGGUGGAAUGUUCUUGGAGAUUUCUGGAGUAUCCCCAAAGAACAGAUCAUAAGUCGAUGGAAAAGUAUCAUUGAAUCUUACCAAAGAAAUGGCUAAGGGAUUUUCAUGCCCAAGUUGUAAUCUGUUUUCCAAGUGCGCGUCUGUUUUUGUAUCGUGAGUGUUCGUUGAUGCUGAGCACCAUGUGGGGUUUUGACAAUUGACGCUGAAGGUAGGUAAGCAAGUAUUAUAGGCGGUAAAGAAGGGUCUAUAUAGCUGUCCAGUGUCUUUGAUUUUUAAGAAAGGUAAUCCUUUACCCUGGAGCUCUUUGAUUCAGGAAAUAUCUCACUGGUCUGGUUAGUCAUUCUAAUUAUAAUAGCAGCUAUUAUAUUAGUGUUGGUUUCUUUGUGAGUUCAUUCUUAUUCAUGGACAUUUUAUUGUUAAAAUGAAAUAGGGUACUAUUUCAAAGUCUUUCAAACUUGUACAGUACAGUAUUCGUUGCAAGAUAUGUACUACAGUGCUAUUGUAAUGCUGAGACUUUGGGUCAGUAAUUUUAAGAACAUUUUGCUCUCUAUUGAUACGAGUAUGAAUUAUAACGGGUUAAGCCAGUAUAUAAUUAGAUACAAUAUAGGUGAACAGAAAGUACAACAGAUUGUCAAUAAUGAAACACUGCCAAUGUUUUGAUAUCAUCAGGUAACAUUAGUUUUUGUAAUUAAUUUAAAAUUCAUAUCUUCUUGCAUAAGUUUUGGGAUAUGGAAAUUUCACUAAAUAUUAAUUUCCUUGAGAAUAUCUGUGAUUUACAGAGGUAAUUCAGUCUUGGAGAGGUGAAAUGGUCAGUGUACAUUUUUUAAAGAUACUCUUGUAAGUAUGUAGUGAAUUUUGAGGUAGCUGUAGGUUUUAUAGCCAAUAUAGACAUACCUGAUGCAGGUUUCAAUUUUUAUACAUAUACCUCAUGAUUCAGGUCGACAAUUAUCUUAUCCUUACAAAUUUAGGAUCUACUGGUCACUUUUUGCCAGAUAUGUAUGUAUAAUUUCUAUUAAUCACAAUGCCCUUUUAACCUCUCGAUUUCUUCACAUUUUGAGGACGCUUGUCACUACUAAGCCUAAAUCCAAAUCAAGAGAGAAAUGAAGAUAGUCUGAUGCCCGGCCGAGAUUCGAUCUCGGGUCUGGCGUACGGAACAAGCUACAGGUACUUACCCAUGUACAGUGUUCAGAAUACAAUUUGAAGGUCAGGGGCAUGUAAGUAAUACUAUAUUAGUGAUUUUGAUAAAAAAUGCUUAUAGCUUCAUGUAGCUUUAGUUGGGUUAGACUGUGGAUUCACAGGUGGUUGUUUUAUCACAAAGGGGAAAGUUACUUCUUAUAUUUAUAAUGGCCAUAUCUACUAACAACUUCAUUUAGAACACUUUGAGUGGGCAGAUCCUGCAGUAUUCAGCUCUCAUUAACCUUCCAAUUGAUUUCCUUCCUAAUUGCCAAAAUAGUGAUUAUGGUGCGUAUAUCUUAUCAGAAUGCUUAUCUACAGUGCAGUGUAAUGAAUUAGUGAUAUAGUUUACAUUAUAUGUUUUAGCUAGUCUUCUAAUACCUCACUUAAAAAGAUAUGAAUUAGCUGCUUGACUGUCUUAUGAUUGCUUUGGGGUCGUGGCAUGAGUUACAAAGUUUUGUAAUCAUGAAUUUUAAAGUUGUGUUCAAAAUCUGGAUUUCUGUAUUAUGUUUUAGCAAAUAUACCGUUUCUUUAUUGCCAAGCAUAACGCAAGGUGAGUUCUUCAGUAAGGAUUAAUGUCAGCAUGCUCUAACUCACAGGUAUUCUUCUAAUUGCUCAGAUUUAGAGUUGAUUUUCAGUUCAUGACUUCAGUAUUAAGCCUGGAAUACUGAUCAGAGGUAGUACAAAAAAUAGUAGUCACAGUACUUUCUCAGGUUCCAUAUUUUCUAAUCUAUGAUGUGUCAUUGUUUUAGAAAUAUAUGAUUAAUCAAUGUUUUACCAUUAGGGCAAUUGAAGACACUUUGUUAUAAAUGGAUACUGUAUUUUAUGAUUAUUAUUGUGCUGUUUUCUGUUCCUACUGUUGUUUUGCUGUUGUUGUUACAGGUACUACUAUUAUGUUUAAAGUGUAUGUUUAGUAUAUUGUAUUUACUCUUCAGUUAAACCCAGACUGUCGGGUUAUAGGAAGAUUUGCUAGCAUAGCAAAGUUUGAGAAGUUUAUGGAGUAUUAUUGUAGUUACUUUAGUGAAUUGCUAGGUAUCCCAACUUGAAUUAACAUGCACAAUGUCUACUAUUUACGUAAAAGUAAUAAUUGUAAUGAUAUGGUUGGUGUUCUAUUUUAUGGGAUUUUUAAAUACGAUAUAUGUUAUUUUUUGUGUAAAUUUUUUGAGUAUUUUUUGUAUUUUUGGUACAUAUAAUUUGUGAUCAUGUUCUAUUCACUACUUCCUCUAUAGUACUUGCAAACAUUACUGACAAAGCAUUACAGUGCUCCCCGGGUUUUACGCGCUUCACAUUUCCACAGUCCACUUUGUUGUGGAUUUUUGUGGAACGCAUUAUUCACUUUUCCACCAGGAACUUUCACUAAGUUGCUGAUUUUUUCUAUUGGCCAUAUCUCUGAAAUUAUUACUAAUUUCCUUUUUCUCUGUAGAGCAACACUAUUUAUUCACUAAUUACUGUAUUUUGUCAUACUAUGCAUGUGACUAAUUACUGAUUUUUAUGAUAAGAAUGAUUUACAGCAUACUUAUAAUGUAGUUAUGCAUCUGCGUAUUAAGCUCAUUCCAGGUUGGGCCCCAUAAUGAGCAUAAUAGGUGUUUGAUUCUUUGUCUCUCCCUGUAAGGGUAAUGUAAGAUGUAUUUGAAAUGAUAUGGGCAUAAAGUUUUUUUUAUGAUAAGGCACAUUGUACAAUAUUUAGAAUAUAUAUUCACUAAUUAUUUUAAUUUUAUUUUCCAGUAAAAGCAGACUGGAAAAUAAAAUGAAAAUAAUUAGUGAAU